AUGGUCUACAGGGCCUUCCGCGUCAUGCCCUACAGCACCGCUUGCGCCACUCCCCUGUCCAACUUCGAGGUGUCGCAGAACUACAAGGAGGUCUCGGAUCCUUCCAUCAUCGUGCAGUUCAAGCUGAAAAACGAGGAGAACUCCUUUGUCCUGGCAUGGACAACGACGCCCUGGACUCUCCCCUCCAACGUGGCACUCUGCGUGAACCCUGAACUGACGUACCUCCAGGUCGAGAACACGUCCACCCACGUCAAGUGGAUUGUUGGCAAGGAUCGCUGGCCCUGGAUCUGCUCCUCCAUCAAGAAGAAUGCUGAGAAGGACUUCAAGAUCCUGUGGAGCAAGCAGGGCAAAGAACUCAAAGGGCUCAAGUACGAGCCCCUCUUCGACUACUUUAAGGGCAAGGCACGUGAUGAGGCCUGGCAGAUCGUCUCGGAUGGCUAUGUCUCCACAGAGGCCGGCACGUGCAUCGUCCACCAGGCCCCUGCCUUCGGUGAGGAUGACAACCGCGUGUGCCUCGGGGCUGGCAUCAUCCAGAAGGACGGAAGCGGAAUGGUGUGCCCUAUUGAUGAUGAUGGUCGCUUCACAGACGAGGUGCCAGACUUCAAGGGCAAGCACGUCAAGGAAGCGGACAAAGACAUCAAGGAGAAGCUGAAGAAGGAGGGGAAGCUGGUGUUCAACGGCACCGAGGUGCACAACUAUCCCCAUUGCUGGCGGUCUGACACGCCUCUCAUCUACCGGGCGGUUCUUGUGCAGAGCAUGCUGCAAAUCGGUGUGGGUCAAAAGCCGGCAUUGAUCGUUAUCUAUACUGUGCUGCUACCAAUUGCCCUCUUCACAUCUUGGCGACUUCGAUACCGGCUCGACGACCGCUUUCCGCACAUUUGGGACGAUGCCCGGGCGAGCAACUCGCUUCAGUUGGCGAUGUACUACGCAAUCGUUGCCUUCCAUCUGCUUCCAUUGCUGCUGUGGGGUUCUGGGCAAGAAGCUGCGGAGAGUUUGGUCCUGAAUGUCGGUGGAUACUUUGGAGUUUUCUUGAUUUUGUUGGACAACCACAUGUUCGCGACCUUGCUGAUCACUCUGUAUGCAGCGGCCGCAUUUUUAAAGGCUCUUGUGGCUCGUGCAUCCUUUACCGAGGGCUUGAUCCACCAGUCGUUGCUAACGAUCGCCUGGGCCGGUGUGGCGAGAUUUGUCCUGUACCGAGUUGACCGGUAUCCACAUCUCAAGAAGAUCCUGCAGGACAGCCCUCCGUCACGAAGGGAGAGAUCGUGUCUGUGGCACUUUGAGACCCUCAUCGACAUAGUCAGCCACCGAGAAGGCCGCAAGAGCUUGGCAAAGGUAUUGAGCGUGUACAGACUCAGGCAGGAUCGAAAGGAGGGGCUGAUCGCACAAUUCUUCUGGAUGUACUAUGCCACGACAACUUGUCGACUGCCGAAGAACAUCUUGCAACGCAUCUUCUUCUUUCUUGACUCCUCCGAACCCUCGUUCCCGGUUCCCGCCGCCUCCCUUGCCUCGGCUGCGGUAGUUUCAAGUCUCGAUGCCACCCAGUCCCAGGGAUCGGUGACGUCGGCCUUGACAUCGGUGGCAUUUCUUCGGAAGCGCCUUCUUGACACGGUGUUCUUCAGCGCGGACUAA
Messenger RNA from Symbiodinium natans, 1629 nucleotides. NCBI's taxonomy places the organism in Eukaryota, Dinophyceae, Suessiales, Symbiodiniaceae. The record is from the annotation of a GenBank genome assembly.